UCUUUUAUUGUGGUUAGCAUGGAUCCCUCAAGCAGCUGAAACAAUCACAGGAAAAAAAAGAGGCCAUCUGCACCAUUUUCAAGGCUGUGCCCUUGAGAGUACAGCUGGCGACAGGAAACAUCUGAGCCGGCCUGGGCGGAACAGCAAGGCUAAAGAACAAAAGAAGUUUGAACCAUAAAGAGACAGAGAGGAGGCCUACCUGCCCAGGUAGGAAAAGUAAGCACAGAUCUGCACAGCGGAAGAAUCAUGAAGACUCUCUUCUUAUUUGCCAUUGUGGGAGUGUUUUAUUGUUCAGGAAUUGUUUCAGAAGAUACACCUGCUGGCAUAGGCAAAGAGGCUGACUGUGGGAAGCACCUGGACGCUGGCUGUACCAAGCAGUACGACCCAGUAUGUGGUGCCAAUAAUAUCCCUUACACGAAUGAGUGUGUGUUCUGCAAGGAAACCAAGGGGAAGAUCAAAAUCAAGAACCGUGGAGAGUGCAGGACAUUACUAACCACCAGUUCUAAGUAAAAAAGAAAAAAAAAAACAAAACAAUGUAUUUCAUAGAGAAUCAAGUGUGUAGCUGAAUAAAAACACAAUCACUCCAGCCGGCCCGAGUGUGAAUCGCAUUCAAGUGAGUAAAGAGGCACCGCGCUCUCCGUCACCUGUAAAUGAGCAGCGCCCAACGUCAAAACGAAAAGACGCAGGCCAUAGAGGGUGGGGGCUGAAAGCAAAAAAGACAACCUCGGCUCAGACCAAGGGGGCUAGGUUACAAACGUUCUUUUACCCAAUUCAUCCAUGACUAAACCACUCUACUCUGUUGGGCCCUUGAGCAAGGAUAGUGAAUUCAAAGCAGAAGUUGCUAACUUGAAGAUUACCGUUGAGCUGAGACGUGGAACACUUGGAGUAACAAACCCAAAGACAUCAGAUAUGAAGAGCGCUAGAGCUGCGUCAUUUGAGAGAUGAAUUCAUAAUCUCGGGUGGUCUACUGACGCACAUAGGGCCUUCAAUGUUGGUGA
This is a messenger RNA of Erpetoichthys calabaricus (reedfish), 998 nucleotides long. RefSeq lists its product as uncharacterized. Gene Ontology annotation, molecular function: protein binding. The transcript is spliced from 4 exons. The coding region runs from base 247 to 510 and encodes 87 amino acids. Lineage: Eukaryota; Metazoa; Chordata; Cladistia; Polypteriformes; Polypteridae. The record is from RefSeq and is a predicted model, not a curated record.